Messenger RNA from Pseudophryne corroboree (corroboree frog), 1416 nucleotides. RefSeq lists its product as uncharacterized. The transcript is spliced from 8 exons. Bases 253 to 1029 code for a protein of 258 amino acids. The record is from RefSeq and is a predicted model, not a curated record. Lineage: Eukaryota; Metazoa; Chordata; Amphibia; Anura; Myobatrachidae.
UUCUCCGAGAGCACUUCAGUGAGAGGAGGGGAGGGCGAGCAGCGUGUGCUGGGCGAGGCGCGGACUCAGCAGCUGCAGAGUUUCCCUCUGACUCCUGGAUCACAUUUCUCACCAGCCCUCCGACUUUCCACACAGUCAGCACCGAGCAUCGUCCCAGCGUUUAUCCAGGCUGCGCAGCCACAGCUACCUAUCAUACAGCCUGAGGACGAGGAGAAAUCCGCAUUACACGGCGAGACCCAGACCGGCCGCAGCAUGAGAUGCGCCAUCUUCCUGACACUCCUUGCCCUGGGUGUUAUUGUGGAGGCGGAGAGUCCCCGCAACAAACAGAUAAGGAGCGCAGUGCGGUUUGACUCCUCUAAGAGAAGGGGAAUCCUCCAAUAUUCACCGCGCACGGCCCAACGUGGGAGGAAGAAAAGUAUCUGGUCCUACAACCCCGGGCACAGGUCGCUGGCAUUCCUGGUUGCUGGGAAAGUGGAAGAGGCCUCUCCCCCGCCAAUAGACCCGGAGAGUGGGCUGGAAUAUCACUGCCUCGGCUGCUGUGGAGCUAAAGCACCAGUCAGUGGUAAAGCAACCACCAGUCCUGAACUCUCAAACACAGUGGGGCAGAUUGUUUUCCGGACAGAGGGCAACGGAGCACUGGAAACCGAACCAAACGCCAUCAAUGACCGGUGCCUCGGCUGCUGCCAGAAGACAGUGACUCCCAGCCUAGGAGUGACACCGAGGACUCGGGAGGGAACCACAAGUGAGACUAGAAGAGGAGAGACGCUACAGACAAUGGGAAGACAAAGGCCUCAGAAGCCUCAGCGGGAGGGGAUAUAUAACUCCCCCUGUGUCCUGCCGAGGUGCAACCCACACCGGAGGGUGAUGUCUUCCAGCUCCAGUGAGGAGAUCUAUGUGACCAGACAUCACAGACAGCACGGCAGGUUCCAGCCCCUGCAGCACAGGACGGGAAACCAAUGCCGCCAUCUUGGCUGUAGAACAGCUCUGGGGUCUAUUCCGGACUCUUCCAGCUCCAGCGAGGAGGACUGAUCCGUGCGACGCCCCCUGACAUAACCGCCAGGAGGAGGAGAAGCCAUAUUCCGGAUUCCGGAGGGUGGGAUAUUAUCCGUGUACCCUGUACCCAAUAUAUUACAAUGAAUCUGUGACAACGUAUCUAUAGAUGACUGCGGGACGCCAGGAUGUUGUCUGUGCAGGAGGAGGAGAGAGGAACGCGGAGGGCUACAGACUUAUAUUUACUUUAUAUACGAAGCGUCCAUUAUUAAAAUAACAUUUAUAUUAAAUUGACGCGUGAAAAUUUGCAGAAUAUAAAAAUAUUUGUGAAACUGACCGAAGCCAAAUGUAACAUUUUAUACGUGAGAAAUAGAGAAAAUUAUCGCUAUGAAAAAGCAAAAAACUAUAUUAAACGAAUUAAUUGGU